AUGGCUGGAUCCAAAUCUUCUUCUCCUUUUCAUCCCGCUCUUGCCGUCUCUAAUAUUAAGAAUAAUAUCCCUAUCCCUCUAGAGAUGGAAAAUGUACAAUAUGCUACAUGGGCGGAGUUGUUUAAGGUCCAUGCUAGAUCCCACCGGGUUCUGCACCACAUACUACCACCUAAGACACCGUCGGAAACCGUCUCCACCGCGGCCGAAACGGAGUUGUGGGCUACUUUGGACGCUACUGUCCUCCAGUGGAUUUAUUCCACCAUUUCUACUGACCUCCUUCACACCAUCAUUGAACCGGAUGCCACCGCCAUGGAUGCUUGGAACCGCCUCCGAGAUAUAUUCCAAGACAACAAAAACUCCCGUGCAGUGGCCCUAGAACAAGAGUUCUCUCAUCUCUCAAUGGAAGAUUUCUCCACCGUGUCGGCAUAUUGCCAACGCAUCAAAGAGCUCUCGGAUCAACUCAAAAACGUGGGCUCCCCUGUGUCUAAUGAUCGUCUUGUUCUUCAAUUAGUCUUCGGUCUCACUCCGGCAUACUCUACUGUUGGUACGUUAAUUCGUCAAACUUCUCCUCUUCCCUUAUUUUAUCAAGCACGUUCUAUGCUUAUUUUAGAGGAGGUCGGACUUGCUCAAACUAAUACCACCGGCUCCACCACUGCUAUGGUGGCUGCCACUAAUGAUAUGGAUGAUAAUAAUAAUCAUGGUUCCCCUUAUAAUCAUACUGGAAAAAAACCUCAAAAUCGUCCUAAUAAUAAUUCAGGAAAAAAAUCCGGUGGUCGGACUGGUGGCCGCGGCGGCGGCCAGGGCUCAGGUGGUGGCCACGGUGGUCGGCGUGGCAGUGGGGGUCCACGACAGCAGGUACAGCAGCAGCAGCCAUGGGGCCCGUGGCCAUGGUAG
Messenger RNA from Beta vulgaris subsp. vulgaris (sugar beet), 894 nucleotides. RefSeq lists its product as uncharacterized. The transcript has a single exon. The record is from RefSeq and is a predicted model, not a curated record. NCBI's taxonomy places the organism in Eukaryota, Viridiplantae, Streptophyta, Magnoliopsida, Caryophyllales, Amaranthaceae. Bases 1 to 894 code for a protein of 297 amino acids.